Messenger RNA from Phacochoerus africanus (Common warthog), 3990 nucleotides. RefSeq names its product cilia and flagella associated protein 70 (gene CFAP70). The record is from RefSeq and is a predicted model, not a curated record. Gene Ontology annotation, biological process: cilium movement; cilium assembly. Gene Ontology annotation, cellular component: extracellular exosome; motile cilium. NCBI's taxonomy places the organism in Eukaryota, Metazoa, Chordata, Mammalia, Artiodactyla, Suidae. Bases 393 to 3749 code for a protein of 1118 amino acids. The transcript is spliced from 28 exons. Gene Ontology annotation, molecular function: protein binding.
ACUCGUCUUGCACCUCCUCUCGUUUACCUCCCAGACAAUGUUAUCGCGAGUCUUGGGAUAAACUUGUGGUCAGUACAAGUUCUCGCGAGAGACAGUUGGUUGCUAUAGUUGCGAAAAACAAGUUUGUGUCGAUCUAAGCGCGCUCUCGCUCGUUAGAAAAGUGUCUCUUCCCCGCCUUCGCAUCUCGGACUUUUCUUUUCAACUUUGGGCCAGACUGAAAGGCGGAGACCACAUCCCAGCACGACUGCACUGCCGGACCCCCGGCUAAGCGAGGACGCUCCCGCCAACCCAGGCCUCCCACCCGAAGCCAGACUUAGACCCCGCUUCCCACUUUGCGCCGAGAUCCCCCUCAAGACCAAAGAAGACCACGGAGACUUUGCCCAAGUGCUGAUAUGGAGCAGGUGUCAUCAACAGGCAGACCUGUGCAGAUCACUGUGACAGACGGAUAUGACUUGAAAGGUUUUAAAGGCGAUGCUCCAGUUACCUUUAUUCGUGCAGAAUUCAAUCAGGUGGUUCUGGGAGACUCUGCAAAAAUUACUAUUUCUCCAGAAGGAACUGCAAAAUAUAACUUCACUAGCAGUUUUGAGUUCAAUACUGAAGGAGGAAUCACUUUGGAUGACCUUGCCCACAAACCUGUUUUCUUAACUAUGACUGAAGUUUUACCAAAGGAAAAGAAGCAGAAAGAGGAGAAGACCUUAAUUCUUGGUCAAGCUGUGGUGGAUCUUCUUCCUUUACUAGAAGGAGAGAGUUCAUUUGAAACGAUGGUCCCAUUGCACCCUGUGCCAGGCUCACCCUUAGAACCUCUUAGAUCAGGUGUUAAGCAGUGCAGUCUUGAAGUUAAAGUAUUUGUAGCGGAGCCUUUAUUGACCACAGCCCAGAUCUCAGAAGGCAAUCUUCUGAAAGUCACAUUGGAGGCUGCCUACUCUGUGCCUGAAUCCUUCAUUCCGCUGCAGAACUACAUGGUUGGUCUGCAAGUUCCAUCAGCCGGAGAGAAGGACUAUCCUAUUUUCUUCAAGAAUGGAACUCUGAAGCUUGGAGGGGAAAGAGAACCUGUUCCUCGGCCCAAAAAAUGGCCUAUUGCCAACAUUCUGGCUCCAGGAGCUAAUAACAUUCCUGAUGCAUUUAUCGUUGGUGGGCCCUACGAGGAGGAGGAAGGAGAACUCAACCACCCUGAGGACAGGGAAUUUAGGAACCAAGCAGAAUGCCUAAAGAAAAGGAUUACUUGGGACUUGGAAAGUCGAUGCUACCUUGAUCCUCCUGCGGUGGUCAGUUUUCAGAAGCGAAUUGCUGACUGCCGAUUUUGGCCUGUAGAGAUCACAAGAGUUCCUUUGACUACUGCACCCAAAGGGAAAGGUGCUAAAUUUGAAAAGACUGAUGAUGAAGGUCAGCCUUCAUUUCAUGGUGUGGCUUAUGUUAAUAUGGUGCCAUUGCUGUAUCCAGGUGUGAAGAGGAUUCGGGGAGCUUUUCAUGUUUACCCUUACCUAAAUAGUACAGUCUAUGAAAAAACCAAGUGUUUAUUUAGCUUGUUCCGAGAUCCUGGCCAUAAUUUGAUUCAGAAUAAUAAAACAGGAGGAAUUAAUUCUCCACUGUCCAAACCAGUUAUUUCUAAGAACCUGAAAGAAGAUAAAGUGGUCAAAGAAAAGGAUAUAGAAGGAAAGCUUAGGCCCGGGGAAAUGCAAGCACCUAGUAUAAAAUCUCAGAGCUCAGAUACCCCUUUGGAAGUUGAACCUUCUCUGUGCAACAAUCCAGAAGGACAGCAAUAUGUAGAAGCAGGAACAUACAUUGUGUUGGAGAUUCAGCUGGACAAAGCCUUGGUUCCAAAGAGAAUGCCGGAGGAGCUAGCCAGAAGGGUCAAGGAAAUGAUUCCUCCAAGGCCACCUCUUACCCGUCGGACUGGAGGAGCUCAGAAGGCAGUAAGUGACUACCACAUGCAGAUCAAGAACAUUUCUAGAGCCAUUCUGAAUGAAUAUCACAGGAUGUUUGGAAAACAGGUAGCCAAAUUGGGGAAUGAUUUGGAUUGUGAAACCCUGGAGGAACAGAAGUGCCAGCUCAACUAUGAACUUAAUUGCUCUGGAAAAUAUUUUGCAUUCAAAGAACAACUCAAGCAUGCUGUGGUAAAGAUUGUGCGGGAAAAGUACUUAAAGACAACAUCAUUUGAAAACCAAGAGGAACUGCAGAAAUUUAUUAGUGAGCUCUAUGUGUUCUUGGUGGAUCAGAUGCAUGUGGCCUUAAAUCAGACUAUGCCAGAUGAUGUCCAAGGCACUGCUUCAACAAUUCCUACCAGCAGUGAACAGCUUCGACUCUUUGCAUUCGAAGCAGAAGUCAAUGAGAACUUUGAAAUGGCAGCAGCGUACUAUGAAGAGAGGUUAGUCCGUGAGCCCCAGAACCUGGAGCAUUGGCUGGACUAUGGUGCCUUCUGCCUCCUAACUGAAGACAACAUCAAAGCACAAGAGUGUUUUCGGAAAGCCCUUUCCCUGAACCAGAAUCAUGUCCACAGCUUGUUGCUGUGUGGUGUCCUGGCUGUCCUGAUGGAGAACUAUGAGCAGGCAGAAAUUUUCUUUGAAGAUGCUACUUGCUUGGAACCAACUAAUGUUGUAGCCUGGACUUUACUUGGCUUGUACUAUGAAAUUCAAAACAAUGAUAUUCGAAUGGAAAUGGCAUUUCAUGAAGGCUUCAAACAGCUUCAGGCACAAAUGCUUCAGUCACAAGUAACAAAGCAGAGGAGCACUGGUACUGUAGAGUUCUUUGAAGAAGGAGGGAAAACAGAAUCCAGUUUAGGCCUUUGGGGAAUUACUAGUGGUUCUUCUACAGCAGCAAUCAAGAUGGAAGCCCAAGCAGGAGCUCCAUUAUCUGUUCUGGAUGAAUUUCUUGAUGAAUCCUCUCACCUGAAGUCUGAUUCACAUGAACCCAUUUUGUCUGUACAAUCUCAGGAUCCAAAUACAAGCCAAAAACCAUCCAACUCAUUUCUCAAGGAAAUACCACCAAAAAAAGAAGCAUCAAAAUGGCAAGAGUCAUCAACUUGUCUGCAACCUACUCCUUAUAGUGUUUCCCAAACUCCUAUCACCAUCUUCAUGGAGACCAUACGCUUCUUGAUGAAAGUCAAUGCUGUGCAGUAUGUACACAGAGUGCUUGCACAUGAGCUACUCUGCCCUCAAGGAGGCCCAAGCUGUGAGUAUUACCUGGUGCUGGCUCAGACACACCUUCUCAAGAAGGACUUUGCUAAAGCAGAGGAAUACCUCCAACAAGCAGCGCAGAUGGACUACCUGAACCCUAACGUCUGGGGCGUGAAGGGCCAUCUCUAUUUUCUGAGUGGAAAUCAUGCUGAGGCCAAGGCAUGCUAUGAGCGAACUGUUAGCUUUGUAGUAGAUGCUUCUGAGAUGCACUUCAUCUUCCUGCGACUGGGGCACAUAUACCUGGAAGAGAAAGAGUAUGAAAAGGCGAAGAAAACCUACCUGCAAGCCUGUAAGAGAUCACCUUCAUGCCUCACCUGGCUGGGACUGGGAAUCGCCUGUUAUCGGUUGGAGGAGCUCACAGAGGCUGAGGAUGCUCUCUCUGAAGCCAAUGCACUGAACAACUACAAUGCUGAAGUAUGGGCCUAUCUGGCUCUGGUCUGCCUGAAAGCUGGACGGCAGCUGGAAGCUGAGCAGGCCUACAAGUACACAAUGAAGCUGAAAUUGAAAGAUGAGAAUCUGCUUACAGAGAUCCACACAGUACAGGAGACAGUUGGCUUUGGAAAUCCAUCUUUCUGACAACUUCCACCUGAAGAAUUUUCUGUAUGGGAUGCUAAGCUCCUUUCCUUCUCAGAGAAAUUAAAUCCUGGAUGUUUCACCAUAUGAGAGCUGUGGAUGAGUUAAAAAAAGAUCUUCAACAUAAAUUGAAACUCAUUCAUGUAUUUCCAUUGGAUAUCAUACUGGAUGGCUAUGUUACUGGAAGUUUUACUGGUUGACAGUAAACCGGGUGGCAAUAAAAAUCUAAAUAAGAGGUUUUGAA